AUGUCGACAAGUUGCAAUGGCCACGAUAUCAACAGAUCAGAAGGUGGUCAAUCAGCCGUGAAAGGACCUGGCAGCGGUCUUGUUGCUAGCGAGGCUACCCUGCCAGACUAUGAGUCGCAGAUCCCAAAUCUUGCCACAUCCAACCCAGUCAUCAAAUACAUCAAAGCUCGCAAACCAGCUGAUAAUCCGCUCCUUCCACACCAGAAGCUUCGGCCUGCCACUCUUGUCGUACGAUCUGUCGAAAGCUCACCAUUCGAUUUGUUUGAACCAUCGACCAUGAAGGGCUUAUUACCUCCUCUGACGAACAUGAACGACCCGAACAAUAUUCAAACAUGCCAACAAUGCAUCCUCCUUCAAUCUACCCUAGCUUUGAACUCAAAGCAGUUGGAGGAUCAAGAGCUGUUCCACAACGUCAAAAUUCAAAGAGAGAAGGAGAUACACCAAGACGCCGAGAUACUGUGGGAAGCUGAACGCAUCAAGUUGAACGCCGACGCCGCCACCGGUAGACACCAGACAAUCCUUUGCCAGAACUUACACAUCGGCAUCGCAGAGCAUCGAGCAAUAAUCGCCCUCGCGGAGAAGGAAUUGGACGACGCUUAUGGACGAAUUGCAGAGCUUCAGAAUCUGGUCGGAGAGUUGGAGGGUCAGCUAAUUUGUAAAGGUACUAGGGUUGAUGAUGUUGAUCCUACCCGAUUUGGAAACGGCAGCAAGGAGUUGAAUCCAGAGACUACUGCUCUGAAUCAGGACUCAUCCACUAUUAGCCCAGACAACGAUGUUGAGAUGGUCGAGGACCUCUUACUUGCUUAGAAUCGCACACUCAUAGCCUCUGCACAUGGCCGGAUUUGCAUGGGGCCAAUGAUUCAAGGAAAGUCUAUUUUGGCGUCGUUUCGGGCCACAGUGCGUUUGUUUGGAGAAGUCUUUGAUUUUCCAAAGGUCGGGG
Mollisia scopiformis is the source of this 940-nucleotide messenger RNA. RefSeq lists its product as uncharacterized. The transcript has 2 exons. The coding region runs from base 1 to 807 and encodes 268 amino acids. Lineage: Eukaryota; Fungi; Ascomycota; Leotiomycetes; Helotiales; Mollisiaceae. The record is from RefSeq and is a predicted model, not a curated record.